Molecule: messenger RNA, 2013 nt
Organism: Eriocheir sinensis (Chinese mitten crab)
Lineage: Eukaryota; Metazoa; Arthropoda; Malacostraca; Decapoda; Varunidae
Exons: 3
Coding region: 159-734 (191 amino acids)
Source: RefSeq, a predicted model, not a curated record
GAGUCAGUCUCCUACCAACCGUCAAAAGCAUAGGGUGUAGGAUCCCAUACCUGUGAAUCCUACAUGCUUGCUCUCUUUUUAUAACCACCUGUGAUUUACCUGUAGCUACAGUUCUUCUAAUCAAGGACUUCUAGGAUCUUCAGGAAUUAAGGGCGGACAUGUCACACCCACAGCACCCGAAGGAGUUGGAUCAGUGGGGGGCGCAGAACACUUGGGGGGUGGGGGCGACAGGGGGGGCAGCAGCCGUACCCCCACCCUCCUACGACGAAGCAACCUCAAAUGCCCCCCCAGCCACCUCCCCCAACUUCAUGCCCCCCUCCACCGCCCCCACCGCCCCCUAUCUCCCUACGGCAACCACCCCCACUGGUCCCUACCCUUACCCUACAACCAGUGCCACCCCUUACCCAUCCACGAGUACUGCCCCCUACACAUCCACAGCCCCCUAUCCUGACCCGACUAGCCCCCCUUUGCACCCCGCUCCCUUCACCACCCCCAUCCACGGCCAGUCCACCAAGCACCCGAACUAUGGCCUAAACAUGGGACCCUUUCAUCAAGACUCGUCGGAGACUAGAGGGGCAGAACUGACUGAUAGAGGGCCUGUCAUCGCCGCCCCGGUUAGGCCGAUUGGCAGCAGCAAGAGAUUGAGGGUGGUGAUGUUCCUCUUUGCCAUAGCGAUCAUUUUGUUUGUGGGUUACCUGCUGAAGCUGCUCAUUGGCACGAUAUUAUGGUAUUAGGUAGGAUCUUAGCCCAUUCUUGAACCUAUCGACCCCUCAGUUCGUCUAUUUGAAAAGUCUCGUGGAAGUUGCUGGGCUUUUCAUGGACUGUUUUGUGAUGCAGGGGAUAGUUUUACACGCCCUCUGCACUCUUGUUGGACUUCUUGAACGUCUCGGCCCCACAGUUCGCCUAUUUGAAAAGUCUCGUGGAAGUUGCUGGGCUUUUCAUGGACUGCUUUGUGAUGCAGGGGAUAGUUUUAUACGCCCUCUGCACUCUUGGGCUUCUUGAACGUCUCGGCCCCACAGUUCGCCUAUUUGAAAAGUCUCGUGGAAGUUGUUGGAUAUUUCAUGAACUGUUUUGUGAUGCAGGGGAUAGAUUUACACGACUCUGCACCCUCAGCUGGAAAAUCACCCAUGAGAACCUGGUUACUCUUUCCUGUUGCCCUGCUGGAGCCCGAUACGCUUAAGAAUAUAUGGAUCUAGCGAGGAGGAGGAGAAAGAGAGGAGAGUGAAGAGGAUGAAGUGUAUGUGUGCGUGUGUGUGUAUAAGAUGCCACCCCUCACCUCUCCCUUCCGAUUUUUUAGAUAGGCAGAAAGAGGGAGGUGUGUGAGGAAGGAUAAGGAUGUGUGUGUGUGUGUGUGUGUGUGUGUGUGUGUGUGUGUGUGUGUGUGUGUGUGUGUGUGUGUAACGGUGCCUUCCUCCACCCUCGCUCUUCCAUCGGUGAAUGUCCCUAUUGAUUGAUUACUCUUUAGAUCGGCUGUUUCUAUCCUAAACUUCAUCUUGCUCUUUCAAACUUAUUUACUUCCCUUUAUCUUAACUAUUGGCACUAGCUAUUUGCAUCCUAUAUCUUGCUCUGUCUACUCUGUCCAUACGCGCCUCUAUCUGUCUGUCGAAUGAGGUGCUUCCUAUAUAGACACAUACGGGUACCUACACUUUCUACAACGUGGCGCUGCAGGAACUAGUCUCUUAUAUUAUUAUUAUUAUCGGGGGCUCCCGUGGUCCCGCGGUAGUCUCCGCCUUGCGCUCCGGUGGUGUGCUGGAGCGUAUGGGUUCGAGACCUGCCCGGUGCCAUGGGAGUGGAAAGGUGGGCUCUUUCGGACACCCUCAGCCCGUCGGUGGGCCUCCUCCUUGAAAAAAUUGGGCAUCUCUCUAGGUGUUGUGCGGCAUGCACCGCCUUCCUCCCUUGGGGCAUAUAUCCCCAACGAAAUGCCAAAAAAAAAGAAGAGAAAAAAAGUUAUUUUUACCACUUAGAUAAUGUGUAUUUUGUAAUCUUAUAUAUAUAAAUGUGCAAUGCAAUAAA